This is a messenger RNA of Rubroshorea leprosula, 1280 nucleotides long. The record is from the annotation of a GenBank genome assembly. Lineage: Eukaryota; Viridiplantae; Streptophyta; Magnoliopsida; Malvales; Dipterocarpaceae.
AUCAAAAUCAAAAACAAUGCAGAAAAAAUACUGGAACCAAAAGCUCUAGAAGAGAACUUGAACUUACAUACAAAUUUUGUGACAAGGCAAAGAAGGUUCUUUAUGAGGCAAAAGAGAGGUUUCCGAAGGAGCCUGCCAUUUGGAUUACUGCUGCAAAGUUGGAUGAGGCAAACUCAAAUUCUUAUACAGUGACAAUCAUAACUCAGUUGGGUAUCUUGGAGGGUAUCAUGGCCUUGGAGAAACAAGGAUUGGUGAUUAACGGGGAAGCUUGGAUGAAAGAGGCUGAGACUGCUGAGAGAGCAGGACCAGUAGCAACUUGUGUUUCCGCAGGGAAGAUUUUUUGGUUGGAAGCAGCUGGACUUGAGAAGAGCCACGGGACUUGGGAGUCCCUUGAUGCUUUUCUGUCUAAAGCAUUAGUUCAUAGGACAGUUAAUGAGGUUCUUUUGCUUUUGGAUGAGAGGUUGCUUUAUGGCGUAUUGUAUAAAGCUCGUGCUUUUUCUCUUAAAGUUCAUCGUGCCUCAAAUUCUGAUUUUGAGAAGUUUAAGCUUGAGUGUAAGAAUCAUGAGCCUGAGGGAGGCAUACUUCUUGCUAAGGCUCAAGAAACAGGAAUUGGAAUGAAAAUCUGGAUGAAUUGUGUGGUUGAUGCUUGGGCAGCUGGAGGACGGCUUGGUGAAUUGGAAAAUGCUAAGAAGGUUUAUGAGUCAGGUUUGGAGCAUUGUCCCAGUCGUAUACCUCUUUGGUUUUCUCUUGCCAAUGUUGAAGACAAAAUUAAUGGAAUAGCUAAAGCUUGUGCUGUUCUCACUCUUGAAAGGAAGAAUAAUCCACAUCGCCCUGAACUAUGGCUUGAAGCCGUUCGUACUGAGUUAAUGCGUGGUAACAAGAAGGAAGCUGGUUUGUUGAUGGAAAGAGCAUCAGAGAAGUGUCCAUAUAGAGGUGCAUUGUCCGCCGCAGCAAUUGAGAUGGUUCCCUGGCCGAAACGUGGCAGCAAGAUUAAAGCUGCCUACACCCACAUGUGGGGCGAAUGCCCAUGUCAGUGAUGCCGAGGCCAAGUUAUAUUGGCACGAUGAUAAGGUGGAUGAGGCUAGGUCGUGCCUCCAUGAAACAGUGACACUCGAUCCCCCUACUGGUGAUUUUUGGGCAUUGUACUGCAAAUUUGAACUUGAACAUGGGACUGAGGGGAAGCAGAAGAAUGUGUUGCUGCAGCACCAUUGCUUGGUUAGAAAUAAGAAGCAAUUUCAUAUGAUGUGGGGAACUUCCACUAAUCAACAGAAACAAUUUUG